Staurois parvus is the source of this 561-nucleotide messenger RNA. NCBI's taxonomy places the organism in Eukaryota, Metazoa, Chordata, Amphibia, Anura, Ranidae. The record is from the annotation of a GenBank genome assembly.
AUGAGGAAAACCUCCGAGGAUUGUCUCACUUUGUCUCCAGACUGGAAAGUAGAAGAUGAGGACAUCACACAGUAUAGUCCAGGAGAAAACCCGGCUCCCUCCAAUGUCCAUCCGGCACCACCCAGUGUAGAUGGACCAUCAGAUUCCUCGUAUCCUGAGGAACCUCAGACAGUGCGGGACCGGGCCGGCCUUCCAACAGGGAAGAGCUUCUCCUGUACUGAGUGCGGGAAAUGUUUCCGUUAUAAGUCCGAUCUUUCCAGACAUCGGAGAUCUCACACAGGGGAGAAGCCGUAUUCCUGUCCUGAGUGCAGGAAAUGUUUUUCAGACAAGUCCAAUCUUUACACACAUCAGAGAACUCAUGUGGGAGAGAAGCCAUAUUCCUGUCCUGAAGUGCGGGAAUGUUUUACAGUGAAGUCCAGUCUUCACACACAUCAGAGAUCUCACACAGGGGAGAAGCCGUAUUUCUGUCUUGAGUGCGGGAAAUGUUUUUCAGUGAAGGUCGGUCUUUACAUACAACAGAGAUCUCACACAGUGGAGAAGCCACUUUCCUGUCCUGAGUGA